AUGAGCCGGCGCGCCUGCAGCUGCUCCCCCUCCGGCUCCUGCUCCAGCUCCUGCAGCUGCAGCGCGGUGACAGCUCCCAGGCGCCCCGCUUCCUUGAAUAGUUGCAGAGAAACUUCUCUUUCUAUCAAAAUGAAGUGUGAUUUUAACCAUAACCACGUUCAUUCUGGAGUUAAGCUGGUAAAACCUGAUGACAAUGGAAGGCUAGGUUCCUACACUUCUCCAUGUCUGAAAAGUUCUAAUAAAGACUGCAUUAAAGACUAUGAAAAGCUAUCAGAUAUCGGGUCACCGAUUGUGAGCCCCAGGAUUGUAGAACUUGAAACUGAGAACAAGCCCUUGCAUAACAAGGAAAAUCAACAUGUGCAACAAACACUUACUAGUUCAAAUGAAAUAGAAGAACUAGAAACCAAUGGACCUUUUGAAGACAGUGGCUAUUUUUCAUUUUCCCAAAAGAGUGUCCUAGGUGAACAGGAAGAAGCUAGCCUUUCCCUGGAAGAAAAUUGCAAUGACAGUCCACAGUUUUGCCUACCUCAGACUGAAAGCCCAGGCCAAUAUCCCAACAAAAACUUGAUGCCAGCUCUUCAUUUCGCAAAAGUGGUUUGUUCAACGUUAAAAAAGAGUGCCAGACGAAAUCAUAAAGUAGAUUUGGAGAAGCUAAAGGAGUAUUAUGUAGAUUUUAGGCUACAGACUAUAAUUGGCAGAAAAAUGGGCCUAGAAUAUGUAGAUAUUCUUAGUGAACUCUUUCGAAGGGGACUCAGACAUCUCUUAGCAAAUAUUUUAACACAGCUCAGCGAUAUGGACUUAAUCAAUGUGUCUAAAGUGAGCAUAACUUGGAAGAAGAUUCUAGAAGAUGAUAAGUGGGCAUUGCAGCUGUACAAUAAAGCAAUACAAAGAAUUACUGAAAAGAACAUUAAGUUUUCAUCACAUGCUUCAACCAGAGAACAUGUUAUGUGUAGAACUGCAUUGGCCUCUGUUCAGAAAUCAGCAACCCAAACUCCUCUCCAAAAUGAUCCUCGAGACAAGUUAUCUGAUCCAGUUGAUCAGAAAGGUUCUACUUAUAGUCGGCACAAAGAAUUCUCUGAGGUUGCCAAGACUUUGAAAAAGAAUGAAAGCCUCAAAGCCUGUAUUCGCUGUAACUCACCUGCAAAAUAUGAUUGCUAUUUGCAAAGGGCAGUCUGCAAACGAGAAGGCUGUGGGUUUGAUUACUGUACAAGAUGUCUGUGUAAUUAUCAUACCACCGAAGACUGUUUGAAUGGCAAGCCUCUAAAAGCCAAUUAUAAAAUGUGUCCUCUGCCUGGUACUGUGAAAAGCAAGAAGAACUUACGGCGAUUGUGA
Molecule: messenger RNA, 1332 nt
Organism: Pipistrellus nathusii (Nathusius's pipistrelle)
Lineage: Eukaryota; Metazoa; Chordata; Mammalia; Chiroptera; Vespertilionidae
Source: the annotation of a GenBank genome assembly